GCCAUCUACAAGCAGACGGUUCCAAUACUCAACAUCAAUAAACAAAACACUAGGCUUUGACUGACGGAUAGAAUCGUAAUAACAAAAGUGGUGGUACCUUACAAUGAAGAUCGAGCGGGGAGCAGAGAAAAGGAAGAGAGCAAUGGGUAAAAUCGGCCCGAACGGUCUUCAUCUACCACUUGAUCUGUCCCUCUCUUCUCCGCUUCCCGUCUGCGUCUGUCUCAAUUCAGCUGGCUUCCUUCCCCUGUCAGUAAUCGCAGCUUAUGUUCUAAAUCAGCUGACCAGUCUCAACGUAAACACGAAACGCGAUAGCAGCGGCUCUUUAGGAUCCGAAUCAAGGAUGCCAUCUCACAGUCAGAGCGAAGAUCCCCUCCGUUACCUGCCGUUCACCUCUCAGAUCGAUCUCAACUUUUGGCAUAAGUUGAGCACCAAGAAACUUAACGAACUUAAGCUCAGUGAAGAGCCAGUAAAGUUUCGGGCUGAAUAUGAUAUCAACCACAAUAUUCCACGCGCUAUUGCAUCCAUUGGGUACAAUGCCCUUCGAGAAGAAAAUUAUCCCCAAUUAAGCUUGCGUGGUGUACUUUUCAACAAGAACAGUAUCGAAUCGUUCAAGCGGUGUGACAAAAAUAAUCUCGUCAAAGAAGCGGUAAUUAAGAUGGUGGAAGCGAUCAUAUCUGGUGAGGCCCUUCGGCAUCCGUCAGAGCAUCUUUGCCCGAUUAUUCUUCUCUCAUUUGCUGAUCUAAAGAAGUUUGAUUAUGUCUAUUGGUGCGCGUUCCCAGCACUGGGCCUACCACCCCAGGUGAAAUUCACCCAAGUCGACCCAUUACGCCUAAUUAAUGACGACGACUUUAAUGAAGACAAAAUGAACAGAAUUGCUGGUAUUUCUGAAGGCAAAAUGUUCGUGCUGUUGGAUAGAAUAACUUUAGAGGAGCUUCCGUUAGAAGAAGUACGGAGAAAAUGUUCAACACACGUCUAUGUCGUCUUUGCGGAUCCUUCUGGUGACGCCAACUUCCCGGGAUGGCCUCUUCGAGGCCUAAUUCUCACAAUUGCGUACCAUAUGCCAGAGAUAGCCAACAGUGAACACACGGGAGUGUAUACAGUGAUCAGCCUGCGAGGAUCUCGUAUACACAACUAUAACAAGUCCCGAAUAUUUCGAGUCAGGUUACAGAAGGUUAGUCUCGAUUCGGAGUUCAUGUCUUUAUCAAAAUUCGUUGGCUGGGAAGAAAAUCAACAGGGCGAAAACAAACCAAGGCGUCUCAAUCUAUCGUCGUCAAUGGACCCCAAAAUGUUGGCAGAGUCCGCGGUCGACCUCAAUCUCAAGUUGAUGCGAUGGAGACUGGCCCCUGAUAUCAACUUGGAAUGCGUUUCGAAGACAAAGUGUCUUCUUCUUGGAUCAGGUACCUUAGGAUGUAACGUGGCACGCUCUCUUCUUGGAUGGGGGGUUCGCCGUAUAACAUUCGUUGAUUCCGGUGAUGUUUCUUAUUCGAAUCCUGUCCGGCAGUCGCUUUUCACGUUUGACGAUUCUCUUAACGGAGGUCGACCAAAAGCUGAGGCAGCUGCUGAGAGCUGUAAGAAAAUUUUCCCCGGGGUCGAUGCAAGACACGUUAGGAUGAAAAUUCCCAUGCCGGGACACGGUUCUGUAACGCCUGAGUAUAAAAAAGAAACCUCAGAAGCUAUAAAACAGUUGGAAGAUCUCAUCGAAGAUCACGAUGCCAUAUUCCUUUUGUUGGAUACCCGUGAAGCUCGGUGGUUGCCCACCCUGUUUGGAGCAGCCAAAAAGAAAAUCGUUAUCAACGCCGCGCUCGGGUUCGAUACUUUUCUUGUAAUGAGACAUGGUGUUGGCGGUUCGAAUGAACUCGGAUGCUACUUCUGCAACGACGUUGUAGCUCCAACAAACUCUACCAGAGAUCGAUCACUGGAUCAACAGUGCACCGUAUCCCGACCUGGUAUAAGUCAAAUGGCCGCUGGAUUCGCGACAGAGCUCAUGGUAUCAUUGCUAUCACACCCGAAAAGAAACGAUGCUCCAGCUGAAAGUCCCGUUGAACAAAUCGGAGAUCCUGAAGGGUGUGCAACCGAUCUUGUGGGAACAGCGUUAAACAACUCGAGUGUGCUAGGGCCGGUACCUCAUCAGAUCCGGUAUUUUCUGUCUCGGUACCACUUUAUGACACCCAACAGUACAGCGUUCUAUAUGUGCACUGCCUGUUCGCCUAAGGUUGUGUCAGAAUACAUGUCAAGCGGCUUCGACUUCAUAUUCAAGGCUCUCACCGAGGAAAACUUUUUAGAGAAAUUCACCGGCCUGGCGGAUAUGCACGCAAUAACCAAAGAUAUAGACAUCAUAGCUUUAGGCGACAGUGAUAAUGAGUCAUCGAUGAGUAACGGGAGUUUGCUUGGAUAGGACAACCAAUUUUGCGAGGUUAGCAAAUUGUUGGUUACACGAAUCCAAAUAUUACAAACAUUGAAAUCCUUUAGGUAGUGCGUAUACAUCUAUAGGUUCACGCUGAUGGGGCCACUGUGAUAAUCGAGCUAAAUUAUUACUUCCAACGAAAUUACUUUACUCAUAAACCGCGCAUGCAGGUACUAAGGGAUAUAAGUAAAAAAAAACAAAUAAUUUUCAACAAAAGUGUUCUUAUUCUGAUGUUCUCAUACAACGGCUUUUUAAUAGUUUCAUCAAAAAUCUGGAUAAGCUUGUAUAAAAGAAAGUCCAUCGGUAAUUACUUCACGAAAUCCCACAUAGAAGCUUCCAAUGAAAAUGAAGAGUAGUGGAACCACGCGGUACUUCAACGGCUUAUAAAUAACGGACAUACAUAUGAGCCAUUAAUAAAAGGUUACCAACGCAUUCAGUCUCGGCAAACUGCAACUCGUAACCGUUAAUACGUCAAAUCCCGAUUGCUGUGGCGCCUCCCAAUCGGCCACCGUUGUAAUAGCUACACACCUUAGUUACAGUUCUUCAACAAUCCUGCGGCCUUGCACUUCCUUUUACCGUUGUAGUAUAGUCUGCGCCGCUUUUUGCUUCGUUACCGGCGAUCCUACAGACCAUAGUUUGACUACGACACCAUUACCAAUGAUUGCAACGAGCUCGAUGUGCUUCUGUCGGUUAUCUAGCCAGCGGUUUCCGCAUUCCUGGUUCUGUCCUUCGCCCUGUACGAUCGAGCAAGGGUCGGCUGAACAAACGGUCUCCAGGCCUUGUGAUUCGGUCGUUUUAACAGUUUAGGUGACGCGUGCGCUUUGUAACUGCAUGGAAGACUAAGCCGUCGGUUGGAAACUAUCAGCACAGAAGCUCACGGCUAGGGAAUUUACAUUCUUACGUAUACAAGCUAUACAUACAUAUAUAUAUAUUCCAUUGAAGAAUGAUACGUUUUUUUGUAUCAUUCACCAUAAUUUGUUGCACUGCCUGACUCGUUUACUUUAUUAAUUUUAAUAAUUAGUGUAAGUGUUGGCUGGUUGGCGAUCUCUAAUGCCUGAAGACUUAGUUUAAAUUUUGGUCCAAUGAUAAACUAACCCAAUAUCAUAAAUUAGGGCUAGUGCACUUAUCUACUAUUUUCUACGAUUUAAAUCUACUACUUUCUGCGUGGACUUAGCAAUACAUUUAACGUUCAUUAACGCCAUAGAUUGUUAGAUUCUUGUAUUAUGCAUAUAUAGUAGGUAUGUUAUAUGACUAAAUUAUUUUAUAGUAGAGAUAUAUAUACAUGAAAAUAAAGAAAUCCUUCAGAAAUGUAGUACUACUUCAGGGUGCAGUAACUAUCCAGGUGAUUCUUCAUAUCAUAUUGCUUAACUGCAAAAAAUUCAAAGAUGUAGAAUAAAUUUGGGAAAAUGAAUAAAAGCAGUUAGUGUUUUUUAGUCGUUUCUACUUAGAUAACAUAAAACAGUAUUUUAUUUAUUCUGUACAGUGUCUAUCAUACAUGGUAUAUACAAUGCACCCACUUAGUUUACAAGUAUACUUCCAUUCAAAUAGUUCUUAGACGGCAAAGCACAUACCAUUUUCAUUAGCUGUCAAAUGUUCAAAUGAUGAGGUACCUCUGCUGCGUUAAAGCUGUAACUCGUUUUUGUUUCUAUACCUGAAGUAAUUAGCAGGAUAUCGGGAAAAUGUUUGCAAAUACUAUACUAACGGGCUGCUAACCUUAAAUCAAAUCAACUCACACGCACGAUUUCGAGCUCAUUCCAAGUCGGCGUAAUAUAUAGUUUAUCAUUGGUUCACGGUUAACAAUUCUUACAUUGAACUAGUUCAGUCGCGCUGUUAAUAAACCGUUUGUAAUGGCUGCCGCCCAGCAUU
Messenger RNA from Varroa destructor (honeybee mite), 4270 nucleotides. RefSeq names its product Autophagy-related 7 (gene Atg7). Gene Ontology annotation, cellular component: cytoplasm; phagophore assembly site. Gene Ontology annotation, biological process: protein modification by small protein conjugation; cellular response to nitrogen starvation; piecemeal microautophagy of the nucleus. Lineage: Eukaryota; Metazoa; Arthropoda; Arachnida; Mesostigmata; Varroidae. The record is from RefSeq and is a predicted model, not a curated record. Gene Ontology annotation, molecular function: Atg12 activating enzyme activity; Atg8 activating enzyme activity.